GAUGAAUUAGAAAGCGAUUGUCACACCCUCGAAGCAGAAGUCCAGUGUAGAGCAUCACAGCGGAGCAGACGGCCUCCUAACAGCCCUCAUACAGGACUGCAGCAGGACUUCAAACAUCGGGUCAGGAUGAAGAGGAAUCCUCGGGAUAAAACUGAGGACAUCAUAGACGCUGUCUAUGCUAAUGCACCGGCACGCACUGUGAAUAAAAUAGCAGCCCCUCCAGAGAAAGUCAUAGAGGAAGCAAGCUAUGGUAAUGCACCAGCAUGCACUGUGGACAAAGUGGCCGCCCCCCCAGACCAGAGGUCUCUCUUCUUCUCUCGGUCUUUUCCACUGAUAGCAGUGUGUUGGCUGAUACUGUUAGUCAUCAUGGGCCUUCGUAUCUACUUUGAUACUGUCGUAGAAAGCAAGAUCACAAACCUCACUGCAGACGUCCAGAACAUGACAACAAGAAUCAAGCAUCUGGAGACCCAGAGGAACAACUUAACAGAACUAAUACGAGCGCUGAAAACAAACUGGAAUAAACUCAACGUCGGUCGAGCUCAGUGGAGCAUUGAUGCCUACUGCCCCAAAACAACUAACGGGAGACAGUGUACAGCUUGUCAGAAUGGCUGGUUUCCCUACGGGUCUAACUGCUAUGCGUAUAAUAACGCAGUUCCUCCUGAUCCGAAAACCUGGGAAGAAGCUCGACAAGUAUGCGCAGGAAGGAGUUCAGAUUUGGUUGUUGUACAAAGUCAAGCGGAUCAGGGUGCACUCAAUGCAUUCAGCGUGGGUAGUUCAGGAACUGAUGGAUACUGGUUUGGUCUGAGAGCUGAAGGAGGGAGAUGGAAGUGGAUUGAUGGAAGUUAUCUGAAUGAAAGCUACUGGACACCACAGCCUCCUCCUGCUGCUACUGACGGUCAGUGUGUAAUGUCUGUCCAGAACUAUAAAUGGAUAUCAGUGAGCUGUGGUGAUAGAAAACACUGGAUCUGCAUAAUGAAGGCUUUAUCUGUUUAAACACAGCAGUCAGACUCUGCCUGAUAAUAUCAACUGGCUCAUAAAUAUCAAACUAUGAAGACUUCUACUUCACAAUUUAAAUGUUUUGUCCUUU
This is a messenger RNA of Etheostoma cragini (Arkansas darter), 1087 nucleotides long. Its product is annotated as macrophage mannose receptor 1-like. Lineage: Eukaryota; Metazoa; Chordata; Actinopteri; Perciformes; Percidae. The record is from RefSeq and is a predicted model, not a curated record. Bases 127 to 993 code for a protein of 288 amino acids. The transcript has 8 exons.